This is a messenger RNA of Suillus subaureus, 1788 nucleotides long. RefSeq lists its product as uncharacterized. The transcript has 9 exons. Bases 1 to 1788 code for a protein of 595 amino acids. The record is from RefSeq and is a predicted model, not a curated record. Lineage: Eukaryota; Fungi; Basidiomycota; Agaricomycetes; Boletales; Suillaceae.
AUGUCGCAGACCAACUGCACAGAGGUAGUGAGAGAGGCCAUCCAGGCCAACAAGGACCACCAACACGCCUUGAAAGUAUACACCGAAAGACUUGGGGCAGAGCUUCAAAUUGUCGACAAACUCCUGGAAACUGCUGAUGCUAAUCUGGAUGACGAGCCAGACAUCGAUGUCGGCGGCUCCGUCCUCAUUCCAGGUUCUGUUAAGGCAUCUGGACUCUUGGCUCCGAGUGAAUUGCUUUCAGAGGACUCUCCGUUCUACGAAGAAGCUGCACAACGCAGUCGAUAUCUAAGCUUGACAGAGGUUCAUUCCAUGACCAAAAAGGACCUCGAGACUCUGAGAGAAGCUGUGAAGACCGAAAACUACCGUAUGCACGCUCUGGAUGCUCAACGAAAAGGCAAUCCUGUGUUUACAAGUUUGAGUGAUCAACCAUCAAACUAUCUCGAGUUGAAUAAGGAGGGCCUUGAUUGGGAUCGCAUUGCAGAGAAGGUCUCUUCAUCAUCCAUGUAUAUGCGUACACCAAGAGAGUGUGAGAUACGCUGGCUAGGUGAUCAGCAUCCAUGUUUCAAUCAUAGCCCUUGGACACAGGACGAAGUCACCAAACUCAAAGGGCUCGUCGCAGAAUACGGGAAUGAGCAAGUGGACUGGGAGGCCGUGGUAGAUAAACUCGGGACCCAUCGAACGCCGCUGGACUGCAUGAUACACGGCGCAACACGAAAAGUUCAUAUGUGGACACCAGAUUCUGACGAGCGUUUGUUGAAAGCUGUUGCCACUUUCGGUCACGACAACUGGUCUGUAGUGGCUUGUCGAGUCUCAGAAGAUGCUACCCCUAGUCAGUGCCAGAACCGCUAUCAACGCACUCUCGACCCCGCUCUGAAGCACAAAGCAUGGUCUGAUGAAGAGGACUCGCGCCUACGUCUCGCAGUCCAAGCGUACGGUACUUCCUGGGUGAAUGUCGCAUCCGCCAUCCCAGGCCGUCAUAAUGAUCAGUGUCGUGAUCGUUGGAACGAUAUCCUUAGCCCUGCGGUAACCAAAGGGAAGUGGACCGAAGAAGAAGACCAAGAUCUUUUGGUCACAGUACAGCAACUGGGGACUUCGAGCUGGAAGGAGGUCAGCAAUCGACUGGGCAGUGGGCGCACCGAUAGCAUGUGUCGAAACAGGUAUAAUAAUCUCCAACGGUCAAAGACCUCGAAGCCAACCAAAUCGCAAUCUCAAACAGCAACCUUUAGCGUCAUUCCUCAACCCUCAAUGGACAUGGUUGCAGAGUCAUCUCGAGCAGCAUCUCGAAAGAGAAAAGCAUCUACUCCUGCCGAUGAGUCCAUUGACGUGAAUGAAUUCGCGCCCAUCGAGAAGUCAAGCUCUGUGCCCAGAGUUCCAGGUAUACAUGUAACCACGAGGACGGCUGAUUCGGCUAUAAUGUUUCUUGAUCCGGUCAUCAACGUCAACCCUGAAACUCACAAGAAACGCACUCGAGAAGUUCUAGGGAUGGCCAAGAGCAAGAGUCAUGAGCAGGCGAAAGCGAAAGCGAAGUCAAAGUCAACGAAUCCUGAUGCUAGCACUACCCCCGAGGGCACUGGCGACCCAUCAACGUCUACCAAAAAAGUGGGAAGAAAGAAAAAGGUUUAUGUAGAACCUGUAUCCGAAGAAAUGCCAGCCAAGAAGGCUCCUCGUCCUAGAGCCCGACCUGUUCGCAGAAAAAAGAAUGCCGCACCUGGCACCAUGGUUUUGGAUUUAGGGCCUCCCUCUGUUUCAUGUACGUACUCGUGUUAUCAUGCUGUUUCUAGAUCUUGA